Fusarium keratoplasticum is the source of this 1065-nucleotide messenger RNA. Its product is annotated as FCP1-like proteiny domain-containing protein. The record is from RefSeq and is a predicted model, not a curated record. Lineage: Eukaryota; Fungi; Ascomycota; Sordariomycetes; Hypocreales; Nectriaceae. Gene Ontology annotation, molecular function: phosphoprotein phosphatase activity. The transcript is spliced from 2 exons. Bases 1 to 1065 code for a protein of 354 amino acids.
AUGUCACACAAGCUUUUGACAGCAGCAUCUUUGAGUAUCCGUCGCUCGCUCGGCGCCUACACCUCGCGCAUCGUUAGACACUCGCAGUCUUACUCUUCCUCGUCGCAUUAUGUCCCUGGUCUGCUCCCGUCCAAGACAAUGACGGGAUAUACUACUUCUAUGGCGCCUGCGCCCGUCGCGAUACCUGGCCUCACACUCGCUGCGCAAUCAGUAGACGCAGCGCCAAAGAAGAAGCCCUACGUUAUUCCGAGAAUACGAAAUCGUCGGUCCAAAACUCCUUCCGGCCCCAGAGAUGAAGCCAAUUCCGCAGACGCCAGACAAAACCGCGUCUCCUCGCCUCCAAAAGUCCCCAGCAAUGAAUCCGGCGGUGUCCCAAACCCAACACCCCAAUACAUGGCCCAGGCCCAUCUCGAACCCCGUCGCCUAGCCCAGCCGCGCCGCAUCCUCAUCGUCAUGGACCUCAACGGCACCCUCCUCCACCGCCCCAACAAGCGCCGCCCCUUCCACUUCGUCGAGCGCCCUCACGCGAAAGCAUUCAUGUCCUACUGCCUCGACACCUUCCACGUGGCCAUCUGGUCCUCGGCCCGCCCCGACAACGUGAGCAAGAUGGUUGAUCAGCUGCUCACUCCGGAGCAGCGCGAGCGAUGCCUCCUCGUCUGGGGCCGCGACACCUUUGGCCUCUGCAAGGCCGACUACGACACCAAAGUCCAGGUCUACAAGCGCCUCACCAGCGUCUGGUCCGACCCCCGCAUCAUGGCGGCUCACCCUGCGGUUCAGACUGGUGGCAAGUGGGAUCAGACAAACACCAUUCUCGUCGACGACUCGCUCGAAAAGGCCCGGAGCGAGCCCUUCAAUCUUCUCCAGAUCCCCGAGUUCUCUGGUCUGUCCACCGAGAUGCCCAAUGUCCUGCCUCAGGUUCACGAUUACCUGAACAACCUCGCCCACGAGGCCGACAUUAGUCGAUUCGUCUGUCAAUCGCCCUUUAAACUCGACCCAGCCUAUACUCUAGAACAAGCCCCGGCCAAGCCCAAAGCCAAACAAAAGACCUCAGCCAAAGCUGACUGA